Messenger RNA from Prionailurus viverrinus (fishing cat), 840 nucleotides. Its product is annotated as translation initiation factor IF-2-like. The record is from RefSeq and is a predicted model, not a curated record. The transcript has 2 exons. The coding region runs from base 1 to 840 and encodes 279 amino acids. Lineage: Eukaryota; Metazoa; Chordata; Mammalia; Carnivora; Felidae.
AUGCCCCUGGGGGUACAUAGGAGGGAUCUCUUAGAAUACCUUCAAUUCCUCUACGGAAACCCUUCUCUGAUCCAAGCACUCUCACCAGCGUCCACCUCAACCUUUUCACAUUUUCCAGGGGAGCCGAAGGGCGGCGGCAGCCAGAGGCGCGGGGGCGGGGGUGUGGGGGACUCCGCUCUCAGUGGGAAGCCUCGCGGCGGGGACCCCAGAAUAAGUCGGGGGCGGGCCGCGGCGCAGCGGGCGGGCGGGGGCGGGCGGCCGAGCAGAUCCCACCCCUUCCUGAAGGAAGCGCCCUCCUCGCCGCCGCUGCCGCCGCCGCUGCCUCCGCCGCAGGUCACGGCCCCGCGAGGCGACCGCGGCCCCGCCGCACCGGAGCAGGUAGGCGCGGCGCCCGCGGCGCCCCCUCCUCCGCCCGGGCCGCCGGGCAGCCAGUGGGGGCGUCGGGCCCGGCUCCGCGCUCAGCCCGGAGGCGGAGCCCGGGAGCGGCGGGCGCUGCAGCGGGGCUCGGGCGGCGGUGUCCUCCCGGCCGCGGGGGCCCUGCUCGGCUCGGGCCCCCUCCGGGAGCGCCCCGGGCGCGGAGCCGCCCGCCCGAGCCCCCGCGGGCGAGACGCGAGUGUCCGGCGGCGUCGCGUGGUCCCCGCCGGCUCUCCCCCGCGCGCGAGCGCGGAGCCGACGCGCCUCGGUCCCUGCCGCCGCCGCCGCAGUGCUGUCCGCCGAGCCCCUGCGCCGCCCGCCGGCUGCGGUUCCGUCCCGUCCUUUGACAGGUGUCCCCACCCGCCGCCCCCUUCGGAACCCCAGGCCUUUUGUUGUCGGGAGGACUCUGGUCAGAAGCGACCCUAA